AUGGCGGCAUCCAGUCAAGGUGAUGAAGACGAUGAAGAACGGAGGGCGCUCGAACUAGAGUUGGCAGCAGAACUGGCCGCAUUAUCUGCUCGGGAUGUUGGGUUUGACGAAAGCUGGAAUAGUGAUGAUGACCAGAACGACGACUUUGCCGAAUGUAAUGGAGAAAAUGAGGUCGACUACGUGCGUUUAGAUCUGGAUAACGUGUUGAAGCAAAUGACCGAAAGCGAAGAGCAACAAAUUGCACCUGUGUCUUGGAAACUUUUGCUGCAAAGUGUUGAGCGCAGUGACCGCGAGUUUUUUCAACCAUGUCGAGAAAUCAUAGACGAAAUCCGUACGUCGAUUUUGGAUGUAAGUACUCCAGAGCAGCAACAAGACCAGCAACCGAUUAUUGGAAUAAAGAAUCACACGCGCUUAUCGGACAAAGAAGCAGGUCAGCCAAGUCUUGAACUCGCUAUUUCGCAGCCAGAGGAGUCUACAUUGCCACAUUCUGUUGAUGAGAAUGAACAGCACGUGAGCUCGGUUAAAAAGAAUGACGAAGUCAAGCGGGAAAGAACAAGCACAGAAAAAGCGAAGACUAUCACUGCCGAUUUCGAUAAUAACAAGCUGAAUCCAGAACUUACUGAGUCGACUCUGGUCGAGCCAAAUUCCCUACUAAUUGCAUCGGACCACCCCAACCAGGCUUCACCGUUGCCUGAUGUGCAUCCUACCGUGACUCCCGAAGAAAACCAAUUUGCACAGCACGAAGCUAAACAGAAACAACUCGAAGCAAUUGCAAAGCAGCAUGAAGCUCGAGAACUGCGACGUCUGAAAGCCCAAGCUCGACACGAGAAGGAACAAGGAGAAGCAGCUCAACUACUGGCUCGACUUCAGGAGGAAAUCGAGACUCAAGAGAGAGACGCUGCGAUUUCUCGUCAGGAAGCUCAAGAACGAUCAUAUAUGGCUAUGGAAGAGACCUUCUGUCGACAAUUUCUUGCUGCAGAGCGUGAAGCUCAGGAAACUAAGCUUACGGCAAACGCUGACGAAGAUUCUCACAAAGUUGCUGCUGAGUUGACUAGAACACACAAGGAGAUACGUCAAAUGGAAGCUGAGGAUCAAGCCGAACGACAUCGAAUGAAAGUUAAACGGCAGCUUUACUUGCAGAAGCAAGAAUCUACGGCUCGGUGUCGUUUUGCUGUUGUUCUACUGGAUCUGGCGAAAUAUCACGAAAAUCAACGUCAAAUCCGAGAUCAACAAACGAAACGCGAACGCCGUGAGUGCGUACAACUGCGAGCUGAAGAAGCGUAUACGAGGCGAAUUAUUGCAGAGAAUCGUGCACUUCGUGAGCAGAAAGAGCGCGAAAUGAAUCGCGUUCUGAUGAUUGAUGAAGAUAAACUGGCAAAAGCUGUAGAAGAUCAAGAUCGAAGGCGGACACUGGAUAUUGAAGAGCGAUUACGAGAACGACGCGAUCGUGAAUAUAUGCAACAAGAAGAGAAACAUUCUCGUUCCGCAUGGGCAUAUAGUGAUCAUUUAAUGUUCAUAGAGAUGCAGAAUGAGGAGAAUUCUCGUCUUGCCAUGGAAAAAGAAGAAGAACGUUGUCGCUGUGGGUGGAGUUAUCUGGUAGAGUUAGAAGAAGCACAAGCAAAGGAACGAGAGGUGCAUAGAUUACGGAUCUUGAGUAAUGCAUCGACAGGUUUUCAAGGGCUUUGUCGAGUAUUCGAGAGACAUCAGUUGAUGGAGAUCCUUACCAAGUGGAAAAAUUGGUACAAGCAGAAAACUGAAGAGGACCGAAUACGAUCUGAGACUGUAGAGAAUGCGGCAAAGAGGAUUCAGAUAUGGCAUCGAUCGUGUCGACAAAAGCUGCAACAUAUCAUUCCUGAACCUCCACUGGUUCUUGAAGAUUUUAGUGAUACCGAAGAGCCUCAAAUUGAAGAAGAGGAUGAUGACAAGGAAUUGGAAACAGAGAUGUUCGUGACAAUGGAAACUCAAGAAGCUGCACGUCGUUUACAAUCAACAUUUCGUGGUUUCCAUGUACGUCGAAAGUUCGCAAACGCUCUAGCGCUCGCGCAAGUGGUGGAGAAGAACGACGACGGCGAUUCUUUUGAUGGUGUAGAUUUAGAUGAUCUAAUUCAGCUACCACCCGAACUCGUAGAUGGUUGGGAAGAUCCCAUGCUGCCACCCUCAUCCGUCCUAGCUCAGAGAGAGUCUUCAUCGGUAUUACAGCGAAUUGAGCUUAAAGAAGAGCGAUUCAUUCAUGUGGAUAACCAUGACGUGGUGGAUCUGGAGAAUGAUAAAUAUUUGGAACGCGCCAAACCUGAAAUCGUUUCAAAUCCUCCCAAGGAACAGAACUUGGCGGCAACACUUUGGAACAAGAUGAAGCGUGUCAAGCAGCGCCAGCAAAACUCUAGACAGGAGCGUCAACGUCAGCAAGACCCUGUAUAUCGAGUACAAAAGCUACUUAACCGCAAGACCAGCAACCAGAAUGUCUCGAAUCAGAAUGGAAAUUCUAGUAACAGUCAGAGCAGAUUACAGACUUCACAAGGACGUCAACAAGCUACGAACAUGAUAUCGUGGUCGUCAACAACCAACACUAAGAAGAAGCCAAAGGUGAAAUUACCUUCGUUGGUUGAGCGACUACGGAAGCAGACCAUGGCUGCGCGAUGA
Phytophthora nicotianae INRA-310 is the source of this 2640-nucleotide messenger RNA. RefSeq lists its product as hypothetical. The coding region runs from base 1 to 2640 and encodes 879 amino acids. The record is from RefSeq and is a predicted model, not a curated record. Gene Ontology annotation, molecular function: protein binding. The transcript has a single exon. Lineage: Eukaryota; Oomycota; Peronosporomycetes; Peronosporales; Peronosporaceae.